UGUCGGCUAUAACACUCCGUAGCCCAGCACAAUGCGUGUCAGAGAUCUGUCUGUGCGACACAAGAGUAGAUGUGUGCUCCUAAUCUAGUUUAUCACUGAACUGCGAGAUUCGAGAAAACACGACUCACACCACAACCUAAGUCAACGCGAGGCUUUCCAAGUGUGGGAUAAAAUGCCGGCGAUUAUAGGUAAAAAUUCCGAUAUGGAGUUCGACUCUCUACAACCCUGCUUCUACCCGGGUGAGGAUGACUUCUAUUUCUGCGGUCCCGACUCUGCGCCACCCGGAGAGGACAUCUGGAAGAAAUUCGAGUUGCUGCCCACGCCGCCCCUCUCCCCGAGCCGAGCGGCGCUACCGGGGGAGCUGGCCUUCGCGUCCGGGGGGGACAGGGGCGACUCGGCAGCAGGUCCAAUGGGUUUUGGAUUAGGCGACCCGCUGGGCUGCGACUGGGCUUCAGAGCUCCUGUUUCUGCCCGAAGACGAUAUUUGGGGCGCGUCGGACGGAGACCUGUUCGGCGGCUGCUCCGCUUUGGAUAGUAACCCCAACUCCAUUAUCAUUCAGGACUGUAUGUGGAGCGGCUUCUCGGCCAGGGAAAAGCUCCAGAGGGUGGUCACAGAAAAGCUAGGCAAAGCCAUCUCCACCGCGGCUGCCUGUGGAGUUAGUAAAAAUGUCACUACCGCCGCCGCCAUCACAACCAAGGCGCCGGAGCUGAGUGUGGACCCCACCAUAGUCUUCCCUUUUCCCAUCAACAAAAGAAACGGUAGCAGCAGCAGCAGAUGUUCGCCUGGGACGGCCCCCGCCACUUCUGCCCACUGUAGCGCAGAGGAAACUCCGAGCGACUCUGAAGAAGAUGAUGAAGAUGAUGACGAAGAUGAGGAGGAAGAUGAGGAGGAGGACGAUGACGACUCAGACGGCGAAGAGAUCGAUGUGGUCACUGUGGAGAAGCGGCGUGGCUUGUCGCCCAUGGCAACUGGCACGGUCACCAUCUCGGUGAGGUCGAAGACGGGCACCGCUUCUGGGGCCGUGGCCUCAUCUGGUGUCGUGAGCCGAUUCGUCAGCAACCGGGGGUCUGCGGGGUCAAACUGUCAUGGGCAGGAGUUGAUUCUCAAGCGGAGCUCGGUCCACCAGCAGCAGCACAACUACGCUGCUCCCUCGCCGUACGCCUCCGACGACGACCACGCGCCCCCCUCCAAGAAACACAAGUCCUCUAACGCUCCUCGUCAAUACUCCCGUGCCCCCUCUUCAUCAUCAUCAUCAUCAUCACUAUCAUCCUCAACAUUCUGCGGCUCCCUGACUGUGCCAUCAUCAACAAUGGCGGGUUCUAGAUCCAAACGCCACGCCAGCGGUGCCAGUAGCCCACGCGGCGGCUCCUCCGGUAACUCCGACUCCGAAGACUCCGAACGGCGGCGAAACCACAACAUCCUUGAACGCCAGCGGCGCAACGACCUGCGCUCAAGUUUCCUCACGCUCCGCGAUCAUGUGCCCGAGCUGGCGAGGAACGAGAAGGCGGCCAAGGUGCUGAUCUUGAAGAAAGCGGCGGAGUAUGUGUCGUCGCUGGAGACGGACGAACUGCGGCUGACUCAGGAGAAGGACCGGCUGCAGGCGCGGAGGCAACAGCUAAUGAAGCGACUUGAGCAGGCCAGGACUUGCUAAAACUUUUUAGUGGCACAUGACGCAUACAUAUACAUAUACACACAGACAUAGACACACAGACAUAGACACACACACACACACACACACACACACACACACACACACACACACACACACACACACACACACACACACACACACACACACACACACACACACACACACACACACACAGGCACACACAGGCACACAGGCACACAGACACACACACAUAGACACACACACAUAGACACACACACAUAUAAAAAAUGCUUUUCUUAAAACUGCAUUGUUGGUUAAGGGCUUGUAAGUAAGCAUUUCACUGUAGUAUUCGGCGCAUGUAACAAAUAACAUUUGAUAUAUACACACGGACACACACACACACACACACACACACACACACACACACACACACACACACACACACACACACACACACACACACACACACAUAUACACUCAGACACACCCAGAUGACCCCCCUCGCUUUGUCUCAACUUAUAUAUAUGUAUAUACACACACACACGCGCACACACACACAAACACGUGAGUGACAAAUGACGGGGUGGAUGGGACAUUCACUGACGCCACUUUUUUUGCACAUUUGUUGACGUUAAGAAUGUUUAGGGUUCUACGUUUUUUCAAUCCGGUCACAUUGAGAAGAAGGAAAGAAGAGAAUAGAAGGAGGGAGGAGAAGGAAAGAAGAGAGGGAGCCUCUCUCUAUUUCUUGUUGUUUCUUGUUGUACUCAAUGUGACACUUAUAGCCCUAACCCAAACCAGGUGACUUUCAAAGGGGUCUUGUUCAUGAGGUCACAUCGUGGCAAAAUGUUUUGCAACGGAAAGUGAAAAUAAGCAUUUCUCAAUGGACACGAUCAGGUAUUCCCUCUCUGUUUCAUUCCAUUUUGCUCCAUUGUGUGCCUAAUGAAUACACACUGGGCAUAGCAUCAGAGUUGGUUGGAGAGUUCAAAGUUCACAUUUAGUAGCAGAAAAUGCUUUCUACGCCUUCACCACUGCAAACGGAAGACACUAGUACACCAGGAAACCACGGUAUAAUGUGCACCUUGCUAGCCGACACUUUUGUAAAUAACUACUGUAAAUAACAGACAAAUACACUCAGAAUCUGCCUUGUUUUAUAUACAUUUUUAUCUUUGAGUUUUUAUACAUUUUAUGUCCAAAAGCUGCCAAUAACUAGACUGGAAACUUUAUUAAAAAAGUACUGCAAUGCCUCGAGGGCAACGAAACUUUGUAAUAUAAAACUUUUUUUCCCCCUGCUUUGUAUUGUACCAUGAUUCUAAUUCUACACCUUUAUUACCCUUUAGUGUGACUGUGAUACAUACUAAAUUUGAUAGUUAUAUUUUCGUACGGAAAAUGAGUUCUCGGUAGAUAUCUCUUUAUCUCGUCCAUUUUUCUUCCUCUCUCUAUCAAAAAUGUGUUUUAUCACCCUUUCUCUUUAUUUCUCUCCAUUUGUUUAAAUAUUUGUAACUGUCGGGUUUAUAGAACUUUCUGGGUGAGCGGAUAUAAGAUGGUUUUUUUCAUUCAUAUAAUUUACAUGUAGUGCUCCAACUCAGCACUUUGAAAUACCUCAUUUUGACAAAUAAAUAGACAUUGAAAAUCAA
Molecule: messenger RNA, 3246 nt
Organism: Salvelinus fontinalis (brook trout)
Lineage: Eukaryota; Metazoa; Chordata; Actinopteri; Salmoniformes; Salmonidae
Product: N-myc proto-oncogene protein-like
Exons: 3
Coding region: 173-1651 (492 amino acids)
Biological process (GO): regulation of transcription by RNA polymerase II
Molecular function (GO): DNA-binding transcription factor activity, RNA polymerase II-specific; protein dimerization activity; RNA polymerase II cis-regulatory region sequence-specific DNA binding
Source: RefSeq, a predicted model, not a curated record